This is a messenger RNA of Enterospora canceri, 1602 nucleotides long. NCBI's taxonomy places the organism in Eukaryota, Fungi, Microsporidia, Enterocytozoonidae. The record is from the annotation of a GenBank genome assembly.
AUGGAAUUUGAAGAGGCGAUUAAAGAAAUUUCCAGAGUGAAUUUGGCUGAUGAAAGUGCAAAUGGAGAGGCAGAAGAAGACGGAUAUAGAGACAAUGAGAUGUCACAGUAUAAGACAGGUGUGAAAUUACAAGGAUUAAUAGAGGAAGUGAAUAAUGAGUUGGAGAUGAAUUAUUCUGAAAAUAUGAGUGAACUAUUUGUACAGUUUAAGACUAUUAGGAAUAUUCUGCUAAUUAAGCCUGAAGAAUGCAUGAAUGUAUGCUUAAAUAAGCUUAAUUUACAUAAAAGAAUGAAUUACAUGAUUUCAUGCGAGAAUUAUGAUGGAAUAGCAGUAGAAUUGAGCAAUAUCGUAUUCAGAGUGCAUGGAGCAGAUGCAUAUACGUCAGUAGGUGCCAAGCACAUUAUAGAUGUGGUGAGUAUUCAACAGAACGUAGGAAACAAUCAGUUGCAAGAAAGUAGAAAAAUGAAGAAAUAUAAACAAAAAGACUACAGUGAAGUAACACAUGAGAUACCUGAAGAACUCACGGUCUCAGAAUACUACUAUUUGGUUGCUAGAAUGAAACACGUUGCCAAAUAUGAAGACAAUGAUGUGAUCAGGAAGACUGCCAUCAACACAAUAUGUCUAUUCAUGUUGAACUACUUAGAAUAUGACAUCAGACCAUUCUACAUCGAAUACGCCCAUGAAAACCAAAGAGAAUUGGUAGACUCCUUCAACCCAUCAUCCAUCAAGGCCGUUGACUUCUUUAAGGUAGAUUUGGUUUAUGCAAAGGGAAUUGCACUUAUGAAAGGAUUUGAAUGGGAAUUUGCCUACGACAAAUGCUUCAAGUUCUACAAAUUCAGAAAUGAGAGAAUUAAGUGCCUUACAGCAUUGGGUAAAAAGAAGGAGUUGGAACAGGAACUACGUGAAUAUAUGAUACAUAUUUUGAAGCAAGAAAACAUCCACAUCACAAUCAAUGACAUAUUGCUUGAUCUCUCAGGUUGUGCAUUCACUGGGUUUUCUAAGACGAAUGCCAUGCGAUUAUCGGAUGUGAUUGUGAAGCUGGGUCAUCUCUACCAAAAUGUGGCAUUUUAUGAUUUGGCAUCGAAAAUAUUCAGGUCGUUUAAGCCACUUCAGGCCAAAUGCCUCUUCUACUUCCAAACAGGCCAUUUUGAUAAAUGCGCUAGUGAAUGCCUGAAAUUGCUCAAAAUGAAUCCAGAACUCUACGACGUCCAAUUCAACUACGGAUGCUGUCUGAUGGAACUCAACAAAUACAACGAAGCAGCCAAAGUAUUCAAGAAGUUGAGAGAUGAAGACCAAAUGAAUGUGAAUGUCGUAAAGAACCUGUCUCAUUGCUACUACAAGAUGAAUGACCUGGAGAAAACACUUCUUAACUUAAAGGGUAUUUCCAGACACGAUAUGGGUGCAUUGAAGGAAUACUUACUGAUCAGUCUAAAGAAUAACUACAUUGAUAACGUUAAAUGGGCUCUGAAACGCAUCAAAAUCGAUAAGAUGAUUGAAGAAGCUCUCUUCUACAUAAUCAGCAACAAUAUUAUUAGUAGAAAUGACAUACUGGAUAUUCUGAGGGAGAAUCCAUAUUGUGAUAUGAAUCAGAUUAGAAUAUAA